Messenger RNA from Dicentrarchus labrax (European seabass), 1760 nucleotides. RefSeq names its product ER membrane protein complex subunit 3 (gene emc3). Gene Ontology annotation, cellular component: membrane; EMC complex. The record is from RefSeq and is a predicted model, not a curated record. The transcript has 9 exons. The coding region runs from base 262 to 1047 and encodes 261 amino acids. Gene Ontology annotation, biological process: protein folding in endoplasmic reticulum. Lineage: Eukaryota; Metazoa; Chordata; Actinopteri; Moronidae.
AUGCGGACGAGCUGCAGAAGCAGAAACCUGCUCUCAUCCCUGGAGCCAACACCACAGCGCGAUGGUCGCAGCAGUGGAUGCAAACUGUUAAAAUAUACUGUCUAACUCAUUUAACUACCUCACAUAGCGCAUGAUUUGCGUCUAUCGCAGCUGGGAGAAAAUAAAACUCUCGCUACGGGUGGCCGCUGUGCUCAGACGACUCGCCGGAGCUCCCACCAACAGUGACCCGGGCAUCAGGAAGAAGUUAAGCUACCAGGCUGUAUGGCUGAACCAGAGCUUCUGCUGGACUCCAAUAUCCGACUUUGGGUGGUGUUGCCCAUUGUCUUCAUCACCUUUCUUGUCGGGGUGAUUCGACAUUAUGUAUCCAUUCUUCUUCAAAGUGACAAGAAGUUGACAUUAGAACAGGUUUCUGACAGCCAGGUUCUUAUUCGGAGCAGAAUUCUCAGAGAAAAUGGGAAAUACAUUCCCAAACAGUCUUUUUUGAUGAGGAAGUUCUACUUCAAUAAUCAAGAAGAUGGAUUUUUCAAGAAGACCAAAAGAAAGGUUGUUCCACCCUCUCCAAUGACAGAUCCUAGCAUGCUGACAGACAUGAUGAAAGGAAAUGUCACCAAUGUGCUUCCCAUGAUCCUCAUUGGAGGCUGGAUCAAUUGGACCUUUUCAGGAUUUGUAACAACUAAGGUUCCCUUCCCUCUCACCCUGCGCUUCAAGCCCAUGCUGCAGCAAGGAAUAGAGCUGCUCUCACUGGAUGCCUCCUGGGUGAGCUCAGCAUCGUGGUAUUUCCUGAAUGUGUUUGGACUACGAAGCAUGUACUCAUUAAUUCUGGGUCAAGAUAAUGGCGCAGAUCAGUCGAGGAUCAUGCAGGAGCAGAUGAGCGGUGCCGCCAUGGCCAUGCCUGCAGAUACAAAUAAAGCUUUCAAGGCUGAGUGGGAGGCACUGGAGCUGACUGACCAUCAGUGGGCGCUGGAGAGUGUAGAGGAUGAUCUGAUGAGCAGAGAGCUGGACUUUGAUGGCAUGUUUAGCAAGGAACUGCCCAGUGGUAUCUUCUGAUGGCCUGGUCACUGCUACUUGGAGCCUUCAAUUUAAAUUUUGAUCAUUGCAGGGAUUUGUUUUUGGUUAAAACAACAGAGAUGGGACAGAUCCCUUCAUGUUAUGCAAAGUUUACAUUCACUUAUUUGUGGUCCUUGUCUUUUAUGUAUCACCUUCCCAUUCCUGUCCAUAAAAUAUCUGAAAUGACUUAAAAUACACUGGUUCUGCUGCUGUAUCAUGCAUAUUAGAAAGCAUUUCUCUGUUAUCUCACCUUUUAGACAAGAUGUUUGGGAGAAAUUAGGUGGCUUUUUGCGUAUUGAAAUGCAUUAUUAUUAGCUUGUAACUGUAUGCCAUCAUAAUGCCAUUAGGUAAUAGAAUGUGAACUACCUAGUGCUUAUUUUUUUCUUGUCAUGCACAGCUAGACUAGCUGUUUAAAUCUUUCAUAUAUAUCAUCAUGUUUUAAAAAAAUAGGACACCAUACCAUUUUACAGGUCUUAAUUCUGUUUAUUUAAUUAUACUUUAACAAUCUUUAAUGACUCCUUUGUUAGAUCAUAGAUAGAUCAGCUGCUCUGUGUCAGCUACCUAAAGUUGGAAGCAGACCCAGAAGUGAAUAGUUGUUGGCAGAGAAUAUGUUAGUGUGAUGGAAAUAUUGUGUUUUUGAAGUAUGUAGACAGUUUAUUUUGUAAUGUAACUCCCCUGUGUUUUUGUACAGCAUAAAGCCUGUUUUGACUAAA